ACCACGUGCUUUGACAAUUUCUUUUCUCGUUGUUUCUUCUGUCGAUGCGUCUCCUUAGGUCGCGACACGGUAACUUUUGAGAAAGAACCCAUGCCUUCGAUCCCCGCCAGCGGCGAAGAAAGUGACGAAAAGCAAAGCUUCUCCUCCAAAAAUAAUUUCUCUUCCCACAAUGCUUCUUUCAAGUGAAGGUGCGAUUGGGUGAUAAUGUGGAUCACUACUAUGUGGAUAGGACUGAGAUUAGAUUGUGUUGAAAAGUGUUGUGCUUGCCCUUAUAGACUGGAUUUAAUGCUGCAAUGUGGAUUCGAUUUGGUUAAUAUCAUUUGUGAUUUGCUUGUUGGUUGCAGAUUCCGAAUCAUGUAGCUAUUAAAAUUGCUCUUGAACUGAAGAAGCUGCUCAUUGACAAUAGCCUUCUAAAUAUGUAUGAAUUAUUCGGCAACUAUUUCAGUGGCUCAAUUCUAGAGUGGAUAGGCCAAAAGAAAAACCUGCGGUUUCUUGAUUUCUCUCAAAACUUGUUCUAUGAUACCAUUCCCAUCCGAGAAAAGUUGAAAGACAAGCUAGCGGAGUUUUUCAACUGUCAAUACAAGCACUUUGUUGAAUUCACCGCUUUAAUCAGCUGGAGGAGAGGUGCAAACAUUGGGUGGCAUAGUGAUGAUAACAGACCCUAUCUCAAACAGCGGCACUUUGCACUGAAGAUUCAGAAUCCUCCCUUACUAAUAGAAGGUGAGAGGGUGUUCAAAGGGUGUGUAUCUGCCAGCGAGUUGGAACUGAUGGAACUCUUUGAGGACUACACAUGCAUGAUUUGCCAUUGUCCUAACCCAAGGAACACUCACAUAUUUGGUAACUGCAUCAUUCAGAGUACCACUUCUGUCUCACCUAAGCUAGAUGCUUCUACUCGGUAUCCUUCUCACUCCUUUCUCACUGUCUGCUUUCUCUGCAACAAGAAUCCUGGGCAUGGUAAAGACAUCUACAUGUACAGGGGUGAGAGAUCAUUUUGCAACAAUGAAUGCCGUUACCAGGGGAUGUUGAUGGAGGAAGAGAUCAACAGAUUGAAAGCUGAAGAGGCUGUUUAUGGGACAUAGUUCCUCCCACCAAGUCUCAAGUCUCAAGUCUCAACCAUUAAUAAUAAUCAACUUCCUCUUCUAUUUUUAGUUUUAAUUUCUAGGUUGAAACUAUAUAUAUAGAAAUUGUAUCUGUAGAAAAUAGAGUUGGGGGUUUGAAUUAAAAGGUUAAGCUAGAAGUGAUUUUUGUUGAAAUAAUGAAUUAGGGGAUUGCUUGGCUUGCCACAAUUUUUGUCCUUCAAUUCAAAUAUGGUAGUGAUGAUUAUUGUGUUAUACUCUUAUCUAUGGCUUCACCUUACACUCUAGUCUCUAAUGUCUUUGUUUAUAAAGUAUUCUACACUCUACAGUACUAAUAAUACCAAUAAUAAUAAGGUGAAUAAUUAUGCCAGUGGAAUGACUUUAGAUAAAUGUUUCACUUUUUAAUUUAUUUUACCUUUUUUUAUCUUUUAACAGGAUGUUCGUGAUUGUCGUGAUUUCAAGUACAAAAGAGUAAAUCUUGAGGGACAAGCGGUGAAGCUGAAUAGAGCCAAGCUUGAGGCAUGCUUAACAUGUCCUUUGUGCAAUAAAUUGUUCAACAAUGCCACCACCAAUUUUGAAUGCUUACACACUUUUUGCAGAGAAUGCAUAGAUAAGAAGCUAAUAUAUGAGCAAUUAAAGCAUUGUCUAGUAUGCAAUGCUGACUUGGGUUGUUCUCCACUUGAUAAAUUAAGCUUGGGACACUAAGGAGGCUGAAAUGCUGGUAGUUUCUUUGGCAAAGUGCUUUAUAGGUUUGGAAUCUCGGGCAUAUUCUUAAGGUUGUGUAGUUCAUAGAAUAUUUUUUUAUUUUUGGAUAUGGAUUGUAUAUUUGAGACUUUUAUGUAAUUAGAUGAUAUUGAAAUAUUAAAAUUGUUUU
Arachis duranensis is the source of this 1950-nucleotide messenger RNA. Its product is annotated as FCS-Like Zinc finger 11-like. The record is from RefSeq and is a predicted model, not a curated record. The transcript is spliced from 8 exons. NCBI's taxonomy places the organism in Eukaryota, Viridiplantae, Streptophyta, Magnoliopsida, Fabales, Fabaceae. Bases 417 to 1079 code for a protein of 220 amino acids.